Messenger RNA from Daphnia pulex (common water flea), 2884 nucleotides. Its product is annotated as neuropeptide CCHamide-1 receptor-like. The transcript has 7 exons. Lineage: Eukaryota; Metazoa; Arthropoda; Branchiopoda; Diplostraca; Daphniidae. Gene Ontology annotation, biological process: G protein-coupled receptor signaling pathway. Gene Ontology annotation, molecular function: neuropeptide Y receptor activity. The coding region runs from base 795 to 2255 and encodes 486 amino acids. Gene Ontology annotation, cellular component: membrane. The record is from RefSeq and is a predicted model, not a curated record.
UUCUCUUUUGUGUCUAGCUGCGUUCACAGCAGCAGCAGCAGCAGCACAUCCCCGGCGCAGACACCAUUCUGUAGGAUUAGGUGACGCAGACGCAGCCGCUAGAUUUCACUAGACAUUUUAUUUUCCAGGAGACUCUCUCUCUCUGUAUACGUGCAUAGAAGAGAGCGACGCCGAGCAUAGCCGACGCCGAUUCUCACAGAAUGGUUCAGUGUCUCUCUGUCCUUCGUAUCCAAUGGAUGUGCAGUCUACUCCGCCCGUAGUGUCUAGUAUAACACGCACAAGAUUGCCACUUUGGUGUUUCCACUUUUGACUCUCGUCGACGACUAUCGUCUAAGCCCAUCUCUUCGCCGGUAUAUUUAUCGCUUAGUCGUCACGGCAGCAGCAGCCCUGCCGACAACAAACUUUUGUUUGUUUGUUGAUUUUCUCCGUCUGUGUUGUACGACUGUGUUGCUGCUGUGGAAAUGGACGUUUAGUCGCAUCUAGCAUCCGUCAGCUGCCGGAGGAUCUUCUUUCUUUUGAUCAUUGGAUAUCGAUAUAGCCGAGGAAAGCGCAAACUCCAUAACGAAAUGACAGCACAGUCACCUUGUUAAUAAAUUGAAACGAAGAAAGAUAAAAAAAAACUAUAUAGCUGGAGGCUUGUGAAUUUCAUUUCUUCGACGCCGUGACGCCUUUUUUUUCUUCUAAAAACCAAGUCGGGCGGACCGGAAUUUCCCAGAAUCAAGGGCGAAUCCUUGUGCGGAGUACACGUCCGAUUUCUCGCGAUUCAACACGGCAACAAUAUCAAGGCCCUGGCGAUGAUGCUGGACGAAGUGGUGAACGAAUCGAUAUCGUGGGCGAUGAACAAAUCCAAUUGGUCGUCGCCGAUGUACGAAGAUGAUGACGAGGACGGCUACAUCGAGUACCGGGAUCGACCGGAAACGUACGUCGUGCCGAUCCUGUUCAGUCUCAUCUUUCUGGUCGGUGUCCUUGGCAACGGGUCCCUCAUCUACGUCCUGUGUCGUCACAAGUCGAUGCGCAGCGUCCCCAACACGUUCAUCUUCAAUUUGGCGCUGGGCGAUCUCCUGAUCCUCAUCUUCACGGUCCCCUUCACGUCCACCGUUUACACGCUGGACUCGUGGCCCUUUGGCGAGUUUGUCUGCAAAGCCUCUGAAUUUGCCAAGGACACGUCAGUUGGCGUUUCCGUCUUCACCCUGACGGCGCUCAGCUUCGAUCGGUACACGGCCAUCGUGCGACCCGUUCAGUCAUUUGUAAGUGGCCCAAGGUCCAAAGUGGUCAUCGUCUGUCUGUUGGUCAUCUGGGUGACUUCUUUGAUACUGGCCACCCCGGCCGCCAUGUUUUCCCAUUUGAUGAAGGCCAACGGCUCCAAGAUUCCGGAUGAAGAAAGGGAAAUGGACGCCAACGGGACCUUCAUCGGGCCCAUGUUCAACGACAUUUACAUCUGCUACCCAUUUCCUCCCGAACUCGGACCCAACUACCCCAAACUUGUCAUCCUACUCCGCUUUCUACUCCACUACUGCCUACCGUUACUCACCAUCGGAACUUUUUACGUAAUCAUGGCCUACCAUCUCCUGCGCAGCGUCCAGAAUAUCCCUGGGCAAGCGACGUUGACAACAACCGCAUCGGUGCGUCAUCGAUAUCCUGCGGAUGCUUCUUCCACCAACAAGACCGAUCCAGCUCUUUUGAUCCAGCAACAACAACAACCGAACCAGAAUCGAGCACGUCGCAAACUCGCAAAGAUGGUGCUGUCGUUUGUGGUCCUGUUUGCCGUCUGCUUCCUGCCGAUCCACGUCUUCUUCCUUUGGUUCUACUUCCAUCCGGCGGCUCUGCAGCAGUACAACGGUUUUUGGCACACGCUAAAGAUCGCCGGCUUCGUCCUGGCUUACAUCAAUUCCUGCAUCAACCCCAUCGCCCUCUAUUGCGUCAGCACCAGCUUUCGCAAACAUUUCAACCGACUGCUCUGCUGCUGCAGCGCUGAUCGCGACGGAUCCAUCAUCAGUCGCUCCGGGCCGGUCAGCUACUGCGGCGGCUCAAUGUGCGCAGGCAAUAAUAGCCGCGGGGCUGGCACCGCCCUCAUGUCGGACGACCCCACCGUCAUCACUCACCGCUCAAACAGUCGGCGACAAAACACCAUCAGCACGUCCGUCAACCGUCGCAAUCACAACGAGAAUCACCGAAACGCCGACGCAAUCCCGCUCAAAGAAAUCCAUCAACAGCAGCAACCGCAGGCGCCGCUGGACAAACAAUCGAGUUGCUGAAAUUCAAUUUAGUCUAACACUACAACAACGUGCAAACAAAAUCACAUUUAGAGCCUUUGAAUUUGUGGAUUUUUUUUCCCCCGCUUCCACCCCCCUCCCCCCACUCCCGAUAAGCAAAUUUAACUGAUUGGGUUAUAACAAAUUCAAGCUCACUCACUCGAUUUUGAAUGCCGUGCACAAACACACACGCACACAAAGUCACACAUUUUUCUAUUUCUUCUGAUUUGGUUUGAACUCGGAACAGUAUAAUCCCAUUCUUGCAUUCAGGCCCGGUUAUACAGCAAGGUACGUUGUUGGUGUUGAAUUAAUCUGGUAGACACGGUAUAAUUUAGGUUGGUUGUUAUAAUAUUAUGUUGUUGCUGCUGCUGUAAAAUGUGCUGUCACCACCUCUCGUAACGCUUCGGAGCCAUUGACGUCUGUCGGAUGAAAGAACCACAGUGUUUGUCGAAUUUCGUGUUUAUUGUUUCGACCUGGAAGGCGAAGUGUUUAUAUUUAUUUUAUUUUACUUUUUCUUUCUAGACUGUACUCAACUUUUCCCGGUUCUUCAGCUUUGUUGUUGUUGUUGUAACAACCCCCCCCCCCUUAAACGAAGACUAACAAAUAAACCAUAGAGCUCGCCUUUCCUGUUA